CCUUACUCUACCUAUUUCUGCUAACUCAGUCGGUCAAUUGUUAUCCGACCAUUCCCCGCAUACAAUGGAUAAGCUUCGGCACAUGGAGUGGUCCGUGUUCGGGCGAACAAAAAAGAUUUUCUCCAUCACGGCCCCAUGGGCCAUGCUUACGUUGAUUGUUGCAUGUCUUGCUGACUGACCGCCGCAUGCGCACCCAUCUGCCUUGCUUGCUGUUCUUGCAGCGUUGAUUUUGUUUUCUUCGUCUGUAUUGUGCACCUAUACUUCCUUUCCAUCUUCGCUCUUUUCUGUAACGUGUGCGAUUUGCACACCACUCAGUCGGCGAACAUGGCUACCUCUACCGAGAAGGAAAGCGGCGUGUCCGGCGCGGACAAAUUGGACGAUGUCAAGCUCGAGAUUCAGCCCGGCCAAAACAAUGAUGAAGCGCCACUCACCACCUUCACCGAGGAGGAGGAACGGGCACUCGUAUGGAAGCAAGAUAUGGCCAUUCUACCAUUGUCGGCAGCCAUCUACUUCCUUUGCUACCUCGAUCGCUCCAACAUAGGAAAUGCAAGAAUCCUCAACUCUAGCACCAAAAACGAUAUGCAGUCAGAAACCAACACCACCAGCUACCAGUUCACCAUCGCGCUUCUGGUGUUUCUCGUCGCCUACGCCGUCUUCGAGGUGCCAUCCAACAUCUUGCUCAAAAAGCUGCGACCGUCGCGCUGGAUUGCAUUUUUGAUGUUCAGCUGGGGCGCCAUCACCAUCGGCUUGGGCGGCACCUCUACCUUUGGCCAAAUCACCGGCGUUCGAUUCCUGCUCGGCAUGUUCGAGGCCGGUCUGUUCCCUGGCUUGGUCUACUACCUGACCUUUUGGUACAAGGCCGAGGAGCGCUCCGUCCGCGUCGCGUUCAUCCUAGCCAGCGCGACCCUGGCAGGUGCUUUUGGUGGUGCUCUUGCGUACGCAAUAGGUCACAUGAACGGCGUGCACGGCCUGUCGGCUUGGCGAUGGCUCUUCAUCCUCGAGGGUAUGCCCAGCUGUCUAUCCGCUUUCGCCGUUUGGUUCCUGCUUCCCGACUUUCCCGAGGAGUGGUCACGGCUGUCAACCAGGGAGCGCGAUAUCUCGCACGCCCGAUUGGCGAUUGACGGCAGCAAGCAACACCAUAGCAGCAUGAGCUGGGCCGAGGCAAAGGCCACCUUAACCGACUGGCGAUUGUACGGGCACUACGCCAUUUACUUUGGAAUUUCGACCCCGUUCAGCAGUUUGUCAUUGUUCACGCCCACCAUCACUGCCGGCCUGGGUUACUUUGACCUGCAAGCGCAACUCAUGACAGUGCCUCCAUACGCUGUAGCCUAUGUCGUGCAAAUCAUUACCUCGUACUCUGCCGAUCACUUCAACGCCCGUGGCGUCCACUCAGCCGUCUGCGCCACCCUAGGCGGCGUCGGCUUCCUCGUCUCGGGCAUCCUCCCGCCAUCCGCGUUUGCCGCGCGUUACGGCUGCCUGAUCCUCGCCUCCGCGGGCGCAUUCAGCUGCAUCCCGCCCCUGCUGGGCUGGCUGUCGUCCAACAUCUUCAGCACGGGAGCCGUCGGCCUGGCAAUCGCCAUCAACGUCAGCAUCGGCGGCGGCCUGGGCCAGAUCCCCGGCGUCUGGAUCUACAAGUCCGACGAGGCCAAGCUGGGCUACCCGACCGGGCACUUCACCAACGCCGCACUGUUGUUCUUCGUCGCCGCGGGUGCGCUGGGCCUGAGGUUUUAUUAUGGGUGGAGGAACGCCAAGCUGCUGAGGGAGAACCCUGGCGGGAAUGCCUUCCUCAGCAUAAAUCACUUUUUUACCCAUGCUCCUACACCUUGCAUGAUCCAAACGCUGUCUGCUACUCUUCAAAAUGAUCGAUCCACCGAGUUCGUUCGAUACGACAAGUCUCCACUACCAAUGGCCCUUCACACCAUCUACAUAGUACCUCGUCUAAACCCGCCAAGCAACACGCCGUUCUUGGCAUCUUUCAUUCCCAACGGGAGGGGACGCACACUUUGCACGCCCUUAGACCUAUUCGGGGCCAGCCUGGCAUGGGCACGGUUAUCCAAGUAUCCAAGUGAGCAGCUCAGACCCAGAUAA
Messenger RNA from Pyricularia grisea, 2088 nucleotides. RefSeq lists its product as uncharacterized. Gene Ontology annotation, molecular function: transmembrane transporter activity. Gene Ontology annotation, cellular component: membrane. Gene Ontology annotation, biological process: transmembrane transport. NCBI's taxonomy places the organism in Eukaryota, Fungi, Ascomycota, Sordariomycetes, Magnaporthales, Pyriculariaceae. The coding region runs from base 325 to 2088 and encodes 587 amino acids. The transcript is spliced from 4 exons. The record is from RefSeq and is a predicted model, not a curated record.